CACGUCAGGCGUGCCGAGCGCUGUCGUGAGGUGGUGGCUGAGACGGUACCCGGGUUUGUUUGUUUGGUUUGUUUUUGUUUGUUUGUUCGUUUAUCGUUCUGGUGCACACCUCUCGUGAAUAGUCUGUCAAAACCUACCUGCAUGCCGUGUUACAUUUUUCCGUUUUAUUCCGGUCUGUCAUCGGUACUCGCAUGUAAGUCGUUUCAUCAGGGUGAUGUCGCUGUUUGUGCUUGGUUUGUUUAGGUUUAAGCUUUUUCUGCGUUUUUUGUUUGUUUGCUUUCUGCUGUGCAGGACUGUUUGAAUUAUUUGUAUAAGGACAGGAUAUUUUUGCACUAGCCGACACCGCGCUGUCCUCGAACGCCUCGUGCACUACGUGUAGGCUACCGGCCGACUCGGUCUGUGAAAUUAAUGUUUUAAUCGCUCUGCGUGUCUUUGAAACGAAGACACUGUAGAUGCAUUGUGCUUUGGGCGUGUAGUUAAUGAUGCUCUUACUCACGUUACUCGCUGCGAGAACAGCAUCACGACAUCGUGACUCGAGGCAGGUGGCUUGUGGAGUGAGGAAGUCAACACUGCAGACAGCAAGCAGGAAGAAGGAGGGGAGGAAUGGACAGAUCCUAAGCAGGGAGUGCUGGGGGGUUUCAGAUGCUGCUUUCUCACUCUCGCACUCUCACACGCUCACGCUCAGCUCGCAUCCAUCUGGCCGCAUGACUCCAGCCAAGACGGUUUCAUAAGCCUCAGUCCUCCCCCAGUGUUUCUCGCACUCCACUGUUUCCGAAGUUAACGACAUAUUUACCUUUAGCUGAAAUAAAAGUGUCGUCUCGCCGCUGGGCUACCUCAGCCAAGAGCGUUGGAGGCUAUGAUCGCACCACCCAUUCGCUUUUUGAGCACUUUCUGAGGAACUCGUGACAGUGUAUGCUCCAGCAGUCCAGCAGUCUCCAGAAGUAAUGAAGCCAACCAAUGAAAAAGGCUCGCAGCAAAAAUGAUGCACUUUACGCAGUCCGUCCUAGUAAAUAUCUGUUGAGCUGUACAUUUUUAAAAAAGAAAAGUUGAGGCUUGUCAAAGGCAACCAGUAAGUCUGCACUAUGAGUGAUGACAACUCAGACUCCGCCCCCAGCAAUGCCACUCGGCGGGGAGUAGGAGGGGCUGAAGACGAGGCGGGGCCACAGACCAACUCACCCAGCACCAGUGGCAGCUCCACCUCAUCCAAUCCAGCCAACGGCAGGACGGGAUCGUCCCUGGGGGUGGAGUCAGGGCCAACGGGCUCCUCGUGCAGUAACCGCGGCCCUAAUUCAGACGACAUGGACGCACUGUCGAGCGGCAAUGACUCUGGGGAGAGGGAGAGCGAGGGAGGGAUGGAGCGUGAGACCAGCUCCCGGGGACGGCAGUCCAUGCGGAGCUACCAGAGCUCCUCCAGCCAGAACGGCAAAGACUCUGGCAUGAUGCUGGAGACCACAGAGAGCAACAAAAGCUCAAAUUCCCAGAGUCCCUCCCCCCCCAGUAGCUCGUUGGCCUACAGUCUGUUGAGCACCGGCUCCGAGCAGGACCCGCCGUCCACCAGCGGCUGCAGCAGUGACCAGUCGGCCCGCGUGCGCACGCACAAAGAGCUGAUGCGCGCGCUCAAAGAACUGAAGAUCCGUCUGCCCGCCGACAGGAAGAGCAAGGGGCGGUCCAGCACCCUCAGCGCUCUCAGAUACGCCCUCAGCUGCGUCAAACAAGUCCGUGCCAAUCAGGAGUAUUAUCACCAGUGGAAUGUUGAAGAGUGUCAGGGGUGCAGCCUGGACCUUUCGACCUUUACCAUCGAAGAGCUCGAUAACAUCACCUCGGAAUACACGCUGAAAAAUACAGACACGUUCACCAUGGCUGUGUCAUUCUGGUCAGGGAAGGUGGUGUACAUCUCUCCCCAGGGCUCAUCUUUGUUGCGCAGUAAACCAGAGAAGCUGCAGGGGGCGCUGUUUUCAGAGCUACUCGCCCCUCAGGACGUCAGCACUUUCUACAGCAGUACCGCGCCCUGCCGGCUCCCGUCAUGGGCUUCCUGCAUCGGCUCUGCAUCACCUCCAGUGGACUGUACCCAGGAGAAGUCCAUGUUCUGCAGAAUCAGUGGUGAUGGCGCCUCUAGUGGCGAUAUGCGGUAUUACCCAUUCCGGCUGACGCCGUACUCGCUUACUCUGCGAGACUCAGACACAGCAGAUCCCCAGCCCUGCUGCCUUCUCAUCGCUGAGAGAGUGCACUCUGGAUACGAGGCUCCCCGUAUCCCGCCAGAUAAGCGGAUAUUCACCACCAGCCACAGUCCCAGCUGUCUCUUUCAGGAGGUGGAUGAAAGGGCCGUGCCACUGCUGGGCUACCUGCCCCAGGACCUGGUGGGCACGCCAGCACUGCUCUACCUCCACCCAGAGGACAGGCCCAUAAUGCUGGCCAUCCACAAGAAGAUUCUGCAGUUUGCGGGGCAGCCGUUUGACCACUCGCCGUUGCGGAUGUGUGCCCGUAACGGAGAGUAUCUGACCAUAGACACCUCCUGGUCCUCCUUUGUCAACCCCUGGAGCAGAAAGGUGGCGUUCAUCGUGGGCCGUCACAAAGUUCGCACCUCUCCACUGAACGAGGACGUGUUCACGCUGCCGCGGGCGCUGGAGGACCGGGCAUUGGCCCCAGACAUCGCCCAGCUGAGCGAACAGAUCCACCGUCUGCUGGUGCAGCCCGUGCACAGCAGCAGCUCCCAGGGCUACGGCAGCCUGGCCAGCAAUGGCUCGCACGAGCUGCAGCCCAGUGCUGCCUCGUCGUCCGAGAGCAACGGCCCCGCGGUGGAGGAUCCCACGCUGCUCCACAGACCGAUGACCUUCCAGCAGAUCUGUAAGGACGUUCACAUGGUGAAGACCAGCGGCCAGCAAGUAUUUAUUGACUCCCGCAACCGCCCUCCUCCCAGAAAGCACGCUACUGCAGGCUCUUCGAGAGGGGAUGCUGGCCCAGAUGUGGUUCCACCCUCAAAGGAUGCAGUGCUCUCCCAGGUCGUGAGAAAGGACCCGCCCACCACAUACUCUUACCAGCAAAUCAACUGCCUGGAUAGCAUCAUAAGGUAUCUGGAGAGCUGUAACGUUCCAAACACGGUGAAGAGGAAGUGUGGCUCCUCCUCCUGCACCGCCUCCUCCACGUCUGACGACGACAAGCAGCAGGUCGCCCCCGGCAACAUCAAAGCCCUGGUGGGUGAAAGCACACCCCUGCCAGCCCUGACGUUACACAGUAAAGCUGAGAGCGUAGCGUCCAUCACCUCCCAGUGCAGUUUCAGCAGCACCAUUGUGCAUGUGGGAGACAAGAAACCCCCUGAGUCAGACAUCGUAAUGGAGGAAGCCGCUAUGACUCCUGUUCCUGCCCCGCCCGUCCUUCAACUCCCUGCUCCUCCCACUAUUGCCACCGCCCCGUCUCUGCCUCCUCCGCCCACUCCACCCAGUCCUGCACUCACUGCAGAAAGGGAUGGCAGGAGGGCAGCAGGUGGAGCAGCAGCAGCAGCAGCAGGAGGAGGAGGAGGAGCAGGAGGAGGAGGAGGAAGGCUGGGCCUGACCAAGGAGGUGCUCUCUGCACACACUCAGCAAGAGGAGCAGAACUUCAUGUGUCGGUUUAGAGAUCUGAGUCAGCUUCGUGUGUUUGACCCUGCUUCAGCACUCCGGCACCACACCACUACGCCUCUCACUAGAGGUGUGCGUUGUUCACGGGAUUACCCUGCGGUAGACGGCAGUGGUCGUCGGCGUGGUAGAGGUGGCAAGAGACUGAAACACCAGGAGACUUCCGAACAGGGGAGCACGAUAAGCCCUACAGACGCAGCCGGGGGCCUCUCGUCCAGGGCUCCCAUACAAGAUGGAGCCCCCAACUCCUCUUUCCCACUGGGUCCUCCAACCACCUCCUCUUCCUGGCCUCCUUCAGUGGGCUCACAGAGCAGCCUCCCCUCUGUACCCUACCCCCCAGGCAUGCUGCCACUUUACCCCCUCUACCCGCCGCUCACCCACCCCAUGACGGACCCCUCCAUGCAGCCUGGCAUUCGCUUCCCCCUUCAGAAUCCACAGAUGGCGCCCCCCAUGGUCACCCCCAUGAUGGCGUUGGUACUUCCCAACUACAUGUUCCCACAAAUGGGCACUUCCAUGGCACAGCCCAGCCCGGCAGCCAUCCACCAGCCCUUCUACAACCCAAACCUGGCUUUCCCGUGCCAUGCACUCGGCACCACCCCUCCAGCUCCGCCUCAGACGGCAGCAUUGACCCAGCAGGCACCAUCCCCCUGUAGCACCCCCCAGUCCUGCAGCCAGCGUGAGGGAGGGGCCGAGGGAGCAGAGUCGCCCCUUUUCCAGUCAAGAUGUUCCUCCCCUCUAAACCUACUUCAGCUGGAGGAGGCACCUACCAAUCGGCUGGAGGCGGUGACGGCACUGGCCCCUGGGCAACAGGCCACUCCUCCUGCGGGUGGACAAGGGGGCGGGGCUGGAGGACAGGCGCCAGCCAAUCAGAGAAGCGCCGGAGAGGAUCCCAAAGAGAAUGAAAAUCUGUAUGGGAACUGCUCCUCUUCUCAGGGAGAAGCCAACGAGUCGAACCAGGACGCCAUGUCCACCUCAAGCGACCUGCUGGACCUGCUGCUGCAGGAGGAUUCAUUCUCGGGCACCGGCUCCGCCGCCUCGGGCUCCGGGUCCUCAGGCACGGGGUCCUCGGGCUCUGGGUCAGGCUCCAAUGGCUGCAGCUUGUCUGGGAGUGGAACUAGAAGCAGUCAAAGCAGUCACACUAGCAAGUACUUCGGGAGCAUAGACUCAUCGGAGAACGACCACUCUCGUAAGCAGACAGCAGGGGGCAGCGGAGAGGCACAGUUCAUCAAAUGCGUCCUGCAGGAUCCCAUCUGGCUGCUCAUGGCCAACACAGAUGAGAAGAUCAUGAUGACCUAUCAGCUGCCCAUCAGGGACAGAGAGAGUGUGCUGAGUGAAGACCGUGUGGCUUUGCGAGCCAUGCAGAAGCAGCAGCCCCGUUUCAGUGAGGAACAGAAGCGUGAGCUGAGCCUGGUCCACCCCUGGAUCCGCACGGGUCGCCUGCCGCGCCCCAUCAACGUAUCCGUGUGCGUGGGCUGCAGGUCCCCCCCAUCAGGGCCACCCGCGGCACCGUUCGACGUGGAGAUCCAUGAGAUGGAGCUGUGCAGCAUGCUGGAGGGGACGGAAGAGGGCUCCACUGCUGACAAGCAAGCCCAGCCAGACGCUGGCAUGGAGGUGGGAGAGGCAGAAGCGCACAGGGAAGUGCCGCAUCGGAGAGGUGAAGGAGGGGAAAGGAAAAAGAGACUCACCAUGGCAACGCAGGGCAAUGACCAGGAAAUGGCGGCUGAGGAACAGGAAGUUACCUUACGAAUGGAGGAGGAAGCGAAAGGGGGAAACGUCACGGACAUGACCCACUGACGGGGACGUUAUUAGCUAUCGUCAGCUGGGAACGAUGGUUUUAAAAUCAAUGUUGAUUAUCAGCAUAUGUGACCAUUUAAAAUGCACAACUCCCCUUAAAUCCUGAUGCUAGGCAGACUUUUCCUUUGGUCAUGGUUAGCAGUCUAAUUGUACAUUUGUGCAUUUAAACAAGGACUGCAGGGUUAAACCUGCUGACCUUUUGGGCACAAAAAGUCAAUCGCUACAAAAUGUUCCAAGUGUUACCAAGAACACUGUGAAGGAUAGGAUUAUGGCAUUGUGCCAUAUGCUCUUGAUCUAAAUCGAUGCUUUCAUUUGUUUUUUUACACAAAUCAAAGCUCUGUAUUUAUUUGUAUAGCUGAAUGCAGAUCAUUAGUGAUUCAAGGCUGACAGCGACAGAUGUUGAAUGUGAAACUUAAAUGGCCACUUUAUUGUAAGACUGUGACAUCAUCACUCUGCAUGCUGCCCGGGGACACGUCCAGUCUAUGAAUUCAUGACGUUUUGGAUGAAAGAGUAAAUGGGACACUCCUGCUUUCAUCUCUGGCCUGGAGAGUCCACAGGACUAGCCCCGACCGGCCUCGUUCGAAUCGUUACAGUGACGUGACAAGUAGAUCUGUGUGUAGCACCACUUAGCAGGAGGGAAUUUAUGCAGUCAUGUAUGCUGGCAGGCUUUGGGUGGAUGUCACUGCCUUUACAGACGUUUGAUCUGUAAUUUACAUGUGCAUUUCGACCAAAUUUACACAAGAGAAGUACACAGCUUGAUUUUAUUUUUAGAAGGUUUAUGAAUAUUUUUGUAUACAUCAUUGAUGUUGGUUCUGUCAAAAAGAUUAUUUGUACCUUCUGUGAUAUCUGUUUAAUCCACGGUUGUAUAACUCGAUGUCUUUUCUUUAAAUGGGCAGCAGUGUUUUUAAUAAACAUCCUCUGACUUGUAUCUCAGAGAGACAGUUAAGCUUAAUUGGGUAAAACUGACGCUAUUUACUCUUCUUGCCUGUUUUGAUUGGUUAAUUGUUUUCAUCUCCCUUUUCAUAUUGAUGGCAGGGGUUGGAAGUUCUACAAUAGUAACUAAAACGGCCACUGACAUCCCUGGUAAAAGAGGUGCACUGAAGCCUACAACCAAGCAGCAUGGCCGGUAAAAGGCCACUCCUAGCCUAGUACGAAGGUCUGGGAGGUGGAUGCUGAGAUGUCUGUGUGGUCCCUGUUUCACUGUAGUGGCUUGGCUUAGGUUCUAGGAGCUUGGCAAUCAGAGAAGCAAAUGAUAGGCUUAGAAAACACCAGCGACUUUGUAGAGAAAGCUUAGGACCAGGGAGACCGCUCUCUCUGUCUAAGUCUCCCUUCCGUUUUAAUUAUGUUGUAUGAAGCUUCUGUGGUCCUGAGCAGUUUGUAAGUAUUUUUGUGAAUUUCUUUGUAUGGAAAAAAAAUGAAAUAAAAUCAAAUAUUGUUCAGCUUUGUUA
Electrophorus electricus (electric eel) is the source of this 6853-nucleotide messenger RNA. RefSeq names its product period circadian clock 1b (gene per1b). Lineage: Eukaryota; Metazoa; Chordata; Actinopteri; Gymnotiformes; Gymnotidae. Gene Ontology annotation, biological process: negative regulation of transcription by RNA polymerase II; circadian regulation of gene expression; entrainment of circadian clock by photoperiod. Gene Ontology annotation, cellular component: nucleus; cytoplasm. The record is from RefSeq and is a predicted model, not a curated record. Gene Ontology annotation, molecular function: transcription cis-regulatory region binding; transcription corepressor binding.